UUUGCAUAAACAUCAUUCGCGCUGAAAUCAAUGUGACACGCUACAAGUGAUAAGUGAGAUUUCGUCGAAACAACCAUGAAACUCUACAUCGUUCUUUGCGUCUUUGUUAUCAUCGGCUACAUCUCUACGGUCAGCAGCGUCCCGUACGCAGCCUACGAUGGACCAACUUACGAAUUAAAGCGCAUACAGGAGCGUGACGCUGAUCCCGAUGACAUUAUGCCGGAUGCCGAUCUCGACGAUUCACUCAGCCGACCACGCAGAGUAACCUGCGACGUUCUCUCGUGGCAAUCAAAAUGGUUUAGCUUUAAUCAUUCAGCUUGCGCUCUCAGGUGCCUGACUCAGAAACGUAGAGGUGGUAGGUGCCAAAAUGGUGUCUGCGUUUGCAGAUAGAGGAUAGGGGAUAAAACUUCUGACGACAAACGGCUCCCUGAACAUAUCAUACUCUUCGGCUUUUUGUAUUCGAUACUUCAUGCUUGCUGUAACUUUUCAAACCCUCGAUUUUGAUUUUGAUUUAAAACCAGAAGAACACUAUGUAUCCGUAUAAACGCGAAGUGUAAAAUUUGAAAUUAAAGAAACAUUUUUCAUGUGAA
Molecule: messenger RNA, 590 nt
Organism: Nomia melanderi (Alkali bee)
Lineage: Eukaryota; Metazoa; Arthropoda; Insecta; Hymenoptera; Halictidae
Gene: Def2
Product: defensin 2
Biological process (GO): humoral immune response; defense response to bacterium
Source: RefSeq, a predicted model, not a curated record